AUGGAAUUCCUUUGUUAUCUACUACUGAUUUCUUUUGUUUGGGCAUGUGUACACGUGCUCAUCACAUCCGAUCUACUUCGCCGGAAGUCCGGUGGCACCAUCCUCCCACCUGGCCCUCGCCAGUUACCGAUGAUUGGAAACAUAUUAGCUCUCGGUAACAAGCCCCACCAAAGUCUUGCUAACCUCUCAAAAAUUUAUGGACCUUUAAUGACCCUCAAGCUUGGUAGGAUAACCACUUUAGUGAUAUCCUCUCCAGACAUUGCCAAAGAAGCAUUACAGAAACAUGACCAAGCCUUGUCUAGCCGACCAGUCCUAGAUGCUAUUCGUGCAAAUAAUCAUCACAAAAAUUCAAUGGUAUGGUUGCCUGCUUCAACUCAUUGGAAAUUUCUCAAGAAAGUCGCUGCCGUACAAAUGUUUAAUUCGCAAAAACUUGAUGCCGGCCAAGCCCUUCGUCGAGAAAAGGUGCAAGAAAUGCUAGAAUAUGUUCAUGAAAAUUGCAACAAUGGUCAUGUUGUUGACAUAGGGAGGACUGCUUUCACAACUGUCCUUAAUUUGAUUUCAAACACCUUCUUCUCUUUUGAUAUAGCCAAUUACAAUUCUAAUUUCUCUCAAGAAUUUAGCGAUCUUGUGGUGGGUGUAAUGGAACAAGUUGGCAAGCCUAAUAUUGCAGACUAUUUCCCGAUACUUCGUUUAGUAGAUCCACAAGGUGUAAGACGAAAGAUGAAUAUUUAUUUCGAAAGAAUAGCUCAAAUUUUCGAGAGUAUCAUCAACGAGAGGAUACAAGAACAUUCUUCUUUGGUUGCAGCUAAGGCAACCCAUGAUGUACUUGAUGCCCUGCUUAUUCUAGCAAAGGAAAACAAUACUGAAUUUAGCUACAAGGACAUACAAGCUUUGCUUCUGGACUUUUUCGUAGCCGGCACUGACACUACCUCAAGCACGGUAGAGUGGGCAAUGACAGAGCUAUUACUGAACCCUGAUAAAUUGGUCAAAGCCAAAAAUGAGCUCCAGGAAGUCGAUAGCCCGAUUCUGGAAGCAGAUAUCUCAAAGCUACCUCUUGACAACUUAUCUUUAGAUUAUUGA
This is a messenger RNA of Dovyalis caffra, 1080 nucleotides long. Lineage: Eukaryota; Viridiplantae; Streptophyta; Magnoliopsida; Malpighiales; Salicaceae. The record is from the annotation of a GenBank genome assembly.